Molecule: messenger RNA, 225 nt
Organism: Dibothriocephalus latus
Lineage: Eukaryota; Metazoa; Platyhelminthes; Cestoda; Diphyllobothriidea; Diphyllobothriidae
Source: the annotation of a GenBank genome assembly
AUGCGCCGCACUUCACCUACUUCCGGCGAAAAUGAGGGAGAAGAGUAUGAAAUUUCUCCAACGGAUGGUGAACUGCGUCGAAAUAAACGGAAACAACAGGAAAAUAAGCGACUCACAAAGAUCCAGAUUCUGGAGAUUCAGCAGAUGAUCGAGGCUGACCGAAGGCAACUGGAAGAAAAGAAGGACAUGGAGGUGGAAGAGAGAGACAAGAUCAGAGUGAGUUAA